AUUAUAUUUAUUUUCAGCAAGUACCAGGCACGUAGCAAACACGGACUAGUCAGCGUGUGUCGUGAACCUUCAGAAUCUGCUGUGGUUUUUGUAAACCUGGUUUGGAUCAGUAACGUGAGUCGGGAUGAAGCCGCCUCCUCGCACGCGAACUAAACCAGAUCGCAACCUAAAACCUGAAUCGGCACCGCAGCGUUCAGGCAAAGUUGUUUGUAAGUGGCAGCAAGCGGAACAGAAGAAGCUCCUGAAUGCUCUGAAAAGACUCAGCAGGACCGCCGACGGCGACGAAGACGUCGAUUACGCUUUCCUGAGAAAAUGCGUGCCGACUAGAUCCAUGUCAGAGAUCCACUCUGUGGUGGAAUCGCUGAAGAUCAAAGUGAUUUCAUGUGCAAGCUUCAAGCUGAAGAAGAAGAGAUUGGAGGAGAAGAGUGUCAGAAAGCCCAUCGAGGUGUGGACACAGAUGGCUUCUGCUGUGGCUGGAACCCUUGAAGAACCCAUUUCCACUGCUUUCUCUCAGAUGCUGAUAGUCUCUUCCACAGAGCCUCGCACCCUGAGGAACUGUGACCCUCCACAGGUCCACAGACCACCCACAGACAAAGACAGGUCUAUUGGUCGAACCGUGCCUUUGAGACCAAUGCCUCGUUUGCCAGUCCAAGGAUUGCAUCCUUGCUCCAACAAAGCCCAGCCUGUCCAUGUAGUGAAGACUCCAGCACCAACCAUGGGCCCAGCGGUUGGAGUGCCAAACAGCAAAAUCCCUCCACCCCAGCAACAGCUUUCUACCACCGCUGCAACCGAUGCCAACUCCACCUCUCAGUCUGCUGCCACCUCCUGUCAGCCAGAUGCAGCAAGAAUACUCGUUGUACCUUUUACACCCCCCCAGCCUGCCUCACAGACUGUGACUCCAGUUGCAGGACAAUUCAGAACCAGCUCUAGCUCUGCAGCAGUGGUAAAGACUCAGAGUAUUGGUAGUUCUGUAAUCCAGACUAUCAAGAAGCCCUCAGAGGAACACCCCAUCACCAUCUCCACCACCUGUACUUCAAAGUGUGCUUCAUCCAGUCCCCGCACGCAUCUGGUCUCCUCUGUAGCCCAUCUAACUCCAGUCCUCAGUUCUACACCAUCCUCUGCUGCCUCUUUCAGUUCAGCCAACUCCACGCUGCCACUGUCCACACCUGCGGCUGCAUUUCAUGCCAGGUUUGGUCGCACCAGCAAAUACGCCACAAAAGACAGUCCCAGGAUGGUUGGUGUCAAGUGUGUAGUGGACUUUGAGAGGAUCUAUCGCUACCUGAGUGUCAUCCACAAGCCGAAUGAGGAGUGUAAUCUCACCCCCAUGGAGAGCGCCAUUGUUUUGGAUCUGUUGAUGUCUCUCCCAGAGGAGCUUCCCCUGCUGGACUGCAACCAACUCCACAAACAUCUGAUCGAGGUGUACCAAUGGCUCUCAUCCCCUGCUGACUCCAAGAUUGCAAGAGAAAUGUUUAAAGACCCGAAGGAUGGACUCCAAGCACCAAGCGAUCAAGACAGCAACAGAACAAACAGUCAGCAGAACACUGCAGGGACUGCUGACCAUCGUGAUGCCACAGACACUGGAGGAAAGAAACUGCAGCCAGAUGAAGCUGAGAGCCAGUCAUCAGGGAACAAUAACAUAUCCAGCCAAUCCGGGGACACAGACGUCAUGGAACUCUGCCCCCCCCUCAACCCUUUUAGGAUGCCACUGAAACUGUUGAUGCGCAGAUAGGUCAGGGUUUACAAUUUAGAGUUAAGCACCUAAUUAUUUGGUGAGGUUUGUCUGAGGUUCCAGUACCCACCAGAAUCUCAAAUAUUGAAAGUUUCAUUAUUUUGUUCACUGAUAAAUCUGCAGAUUAUUUUGUUGAUUAAUCAUUUGGAUUCUAAAAUGUCCAACCAACAGUUCAGAGGAUCUCAGUUUACUGCAGCUGAACACCAGCAAUAUUCACAUGUCAAAAGUCAGUGAAGGUUUUUGUGAACUUUUGUGUUCUUACUUUAAAAAUACUAUUAUUUGAUUGUCAGACUAGUUGCCAGUUUCACCUUGAUUUGACUAAUUAUUUCAGCUCUAGUUUGUCAGAAAUACUUGAUUAUAUUUCUCUGAUUAUAUUUUUUUCUAACACCUUAAAUUAAGGUGUUAAAAAAUGUUUGCUUGGCUAACAGUAGAGUAAUCCAAUCCUAAAAGGUUGUGAUGAUAUGUGCAGUAGUUCAGUGGUAUUGUGAGACCAAAUGUCCUUCUAGAGGAAGAAGGCAGGCAAGUUGGAAGGUGAAGGUGUUUAUGCUAAGUACUUUUUUUUACAACCUAUUCUGUCGUGUAGCAAAGACUGCAUAGUACUGAAAACUGGCGUUGAAUGCCUGGUCAGAUUCAGAUCAGAUCAGAGAGCUCCUGUUUUACACAGAAAAAUGACACUUUAACCAAGGAAGAUUUAAAAGACCUAAAAUAAAAAAUAAAGAAAUAAAAUUAAAUAUAAUACACAUUGCACUGUCCUAUAUGUUUCCUGUUUAAGUAUGCAUUUAACUGUGUUGAUGAAAAAUAAUUCAUUCAAGCUGCUCUAAAUCAGAGAGCUCCAAAAUCACUAUUCACCACUGUACUACAACUAUAGACCAAUAUUGAAUGUGUCUGCAUGCCAUACGACAUGUUCCCGGAAGAGUAUUGAUACAAAACCUGAAUUUCUGUACCAGUACCACAACUACAGUGGCCAGUUGCUGUGUAUUUGCUUAGUUUCUUGUUAAAUUAAGAACAUUUUGUUUUAACACCAUCUUUUUUUACUAAAAAAAAAAAGAUGGCGUUGAGAACAAGAUAUAUGCCAUAGAACAAGAUAUUGUGUUAUACAUUAUGAUUUUCAUUUUUGACAUUUUCUUUGUAGAGCAUCAUAAGAGAAAAUGAAACAAAUUUGU
This is a messenger RNA of Chelmon rostratus (copperband butterflyfish), 2892 nucleotides long. RefSeq names its product small nuclear RNA activating complex, polypeptide 2 (gene snapc2). Gene Ontology annotation, biological process: snRNA transcription. Gene Ontology annotation, molecular function: RNA polymerase II general transcription initiation factor activity. Gene Ontology annotation, cellular component: nuclear body. The transcript has 6 exons. NCBI's taxonomy places the organism in Eukaryota, Metazoa, Chordata, Actinopteri, Chaetodontiformes, Chaetodontidae. The coding region runs from base 125 to 1729 and encodes 534 amino acids. The record is from RefSeq and is a predicted model, not a curated record.